AUGGCACCCAACCCCCUCGGUCUAUCCCGCGAGGAUCCUCACCCACCGUCCCCAGUCGAGAAGACUGUUUUCGAUCUCCUGUGCACCUACCUCCCGCCCGACUCUUCCCUAACAGCCAUCGAAGCAGCGAAGCAACUCCACGACGCCUUCCCAAGUACCCCACCCAAGCCCCGAGAUGACGAUGAACUGUACCGACCGGAAACACUCAAGCAGUUCCUCUUUGAGCUGUGGGAGAUGAUGUUCCGCAUUGUACCUCAACUGCACUGGCGCGGGGAACCCAUGCAACGGUUCAUAUCCCUCCUGCAAGCAAUGGAAUCGUUACCAAAAAUCCCGGUCAAAGAUGAGGACCAGGAGACUGGGUAUAAAGAGUGGUCGCUCCAUGGCUAUUUUAUAUGUGGUUUGGAUGAGCGGUGGCGUCAGAUCAGUGCCCCCGAAGAACUGGGCGAUAAGUGUGACUUGAAGCUCCGAAAUUUCAACGGACUUCUGGCCAAUUUCACCAAUUGUGGCAUUUAUACGCCGUGGGAUUAUGAAGCUUUGCUUAGCAUGAUGUCGCUAGAGACACAUCAGAGGAUAGGUCACAAGGUCCUACUGAACAGUACCAUCCCGACUGCGACGGUUUGGUUCAUUUUGUCUGCGCCCGCUAUCUAUACGGCUUGCCAGGAACGGACAUGUGCUGAUAAGAAGAGGACCCGGGGACGCUUGUGGAAGGCGGAUCAGUUGCAGGGUUUCUCAAUUCCACGGUGGAAGUUCUGGAGACGUCGGUUGGAAGAAGUGAAGAGCCAUGCGGAUGGGACGGAGGAGUUUAGGACACUAUGUCAGGAGGCGAUGGAUGCGAUGGACAGGUGCGAGGAGGCGUGA
Aspergillus sclerotioniger CBS 115572 is the source of this 858-nucleotide messenger RNA. RefSeq names its product DUF3632 domain-containing protein. The record is from RefSeq and is a predicted model, not a curated record. Bases 1 to 858 code for a protein of 285 amino acids. The transcript has 2 exons. NCBI's taxonomy places the organism in Eukaryota, Fungi, Ascomycota, Eurotiomycetes, Eurotiales, Aspergillaceae.